Molecule: messenger RNA, 1834 nt
Organism: Clunio marinus
Lineage: Eukaryota; Metazoa; Arthropoda; Insecta; Diptera; Chironomidae
Source: the annotation of a GenBank genome assembly
AACUGAAUUUGAUGUUCAACACCUUCAAACCCCUCGCUUUAUUGAUUUUUCAACAAAAAAAAAUUCUGAAACUGAUAAUAAAUAAAAUUGGAUAAGAAAUCAUGGCUGAUAACGAACAAAAAGCAUUGCAAUUAAUUGCUGAAGCUGAGAAGAAACUCACAUCAUCUAAAGGAUUUCUUGGGUCGCUGUUUGGUGGCUCCAAUAAAGUUGAAGAUGCAAUCGAAUGUUAUCAUCGAGCUGCGAAUAUGUUCAAAAUGGCUAAAAAAUGGCAACAAGCUGGAUCUGCUUUCUGUUCAGCUGCUAACUUACAUGCUCAAGCAGGGAGUCGUCACGAUGCUGCUACAAACUAUGUCGAUGCUUCGAACUGUUUUAAAAAGUCGGAUCCAAAUGAAGCUGUUUCAUGUUUAAUGAAAGCAAUUGACAUCUAUACGGAUAUGGGUCGCUUUACAAUGGCUGCAAAACAUCAUCAAACAAUUGCUGAGAUGUAUGAGAAUGAAGCAAAUGAUUUGAAUCGCGCUGUUCAACAUUAUGAACAGGCAGCUGAUUAUUUCAAAGGCGAAGAAUCAAAUACUUCAGCCAACAAAUGCAUGUUGAAAGUUGCACAAUAUGCUGCCCAAUUGGAAGAUUUCGAAAAGGCCAUUCAGAUUUACGAGUCAGUUGCUGCUUCAUGUCUCGACAGUUCUCUUCUUAAAUACAGCGCUAAGGAAUAUUUCUUCCGAUCUGCUCUCUGCCAUUUAAGCGUUGACUUGUUGAAUGCAACACAUGCUUUGGAAAGAUAUGCUCAACAAUAUCCAGCAUUCCAAGAUUCAAGAGAAUUUAAAUUGAUAAAAACACUUGUCGAACAUCUUGAAGAGCAAAACAUUGAUGGAUUUACUGAUGCCGUUAAAGAUUAUGACAGCAUCUCUCGUUUAGAUCAGUGGUACACAACGAUGCUUUUGAGAAUUAAAAAGCAACACAACGACAACCCAGAUCUGCGAUAAAUAAUUUCACUUAAAUGCAGCAAGUCUCUCACUAAAGUCUUUCGCAACUCUUAUUCCAAAUUAUGUCGCCGGAUGAUUGUAAGUGCUAAAUUUUGAUCGAUAUCAGUUUUUUGAAUUUUAGAAUUGUUUAAUGAACAAGACAAAUAUUCAAAAUUUAUUUUUGUUUUCAUGAAAAUUCACUAAAAGGAAAAGAAACGAAGAAAAGAAAGAAAUUAAAACAAUUGAUGAUAUCGUAGAUAAUUAAGAUUCCAUGAUAUAUUAAGGAAGUUAAUAUUGUUAUUGAUUUUUUAUUAUGAUUUUUAUUUUUCUUAUUAAAAAUGAUUUCAUUUUUAAGUUUGUUGUUUCAUUGAUUGUAUGACGAGAAAUUUUGUAAAUAUUUCCUUUUUUAAAUAGUUUGUCGCUUGUGUUGUACGAGAAUGAAAAUUUGAAAGUAUUUGAUUAUUUAUGAGUCUUGAAACAUUCAUCAAAAACUAAUAUCGUUGAUGUCUUCUGUUUAAAAACACCGAUUAAUCACAAUUUACAUAAUAAGUUUACAGUUUUUGAAUGUUAACAGAAAAGCAUGUCGACAUAUCCUCAUAAAAAAGUAAAAAUCCGGAUUGUGGACGCCGCCAAUUAUUACCAUUUGAAGUUUAAAGUUUAUUUCUCCGAACUCUUAAUUAAAUUUUCAUUCUUGAUUUCAAAAAUCAAAAAGACAUAAAAAAGUUUUUAGAAGAAUUUGCAUGAAAAUCUCAAAAUUUUCUUGAUAUUAAAAGUAAAAAUUAAUAUUACAGCAUGCAUCGUAUAAACCAUGAAAUGAAUUAUAAAUUCCUGUCGCAUCAAGAAAUGAAUAAAAAAAAUUAAUUGAAAGAGAAAAA